GUGAAAGGAGCACUUCCGGGUUUGGCAAUAACCUGCGCUCGGCGGCGGCGUUCGUUCGGCCCUGUUGGGUCUUGCUCAGAAGCUCCGCCUCUCCCCGGUUUUUCUAGAAAUCCGGCUUUGCUCUUGGUGGUGUCGUGCAGGUAUUUCCCCGCCACUUCGGCUGCUCUCGAGGCAGUGCUCUCCGGAGCGGGCGAGACUUUCCUGUUGAGCGUCCCAGACGCGCGUGUGGGCUCUCCCAUGGCGGAUACGGCCCCGAACGGCCCCCAAGGGGCGGGAGCAGUGCAAUUCAUGAUGGCCAAUAAAUUGGACACGGCGAUGUGGCUUUCUCGCUUGUUCACAGUUUACUGCUCUGCUCUGUUUGUCCUGCCUGUUCUUGGGUUGCAUGAAGCUGCAAGCUUUUAUCAACGUGCUUUACUGGCAAAUGCUCUUACCAGUGCUCUGAGGCUGCACCAAAGAUUACCACAUUUCCAGUUAAGCAGAGCAUUCCUCGCCCAGGCUUUACUAGAAGACAGCUGCCACUACCUGCUGUACUCACUCAUCUUUGUCAAUUCCUACCCUGUUACAAUGAGUAUUUUCCCAGUCUUGUUAUUCUCUUUGCUUCAUGCUGCCACAUACACGAAAAAGGUCCUUGAUGCGAAGGGUUCAAAUAGUUUACCUCUGCUGAGAUCUAUCUUGGAUAAAUUAAGUGCUAAUCAACAGAAUAUUCUGAAAUUUAUUGCUUGUAAUGAAAUAUUCUUGAUGCCUGCUACAGUUUUUAUGCUUUUUAGUGGCCAAGGAAGUUUGCUCCAGCCUUUUAUAUACUAUAGAUUUCUUACUCUUCGAUAUUCCUCUAGAAGAAAUCCAUAUUGUCGGACCUUGUUUAAUGAACUGAGGAUUGUUGUUGAACACGUAAUAAUGAAACCUGCUUGCCCACUGUUUGUGAGAAGACUUUGUCUCCAGAGUAUUGCUUUUAUAAGCAGACUGGCACCAACAGUUGCGUAGUUUAACAUCCAGCUAAGUUAUAUGUAGUAGAAAUAAGCAUUUUUAGCAGUUGGUACUUCUGCUAAGGGUUGUUAAUUCCAGGUGUAAAACUGACCUCAAUCCAAUUUACAUAAACGCAUCUCAAUGGAAAGUUCAUCAUUUUCCUGGCAUGUUAAAUCAAGCCUUUUAAAAAGUUCCCAAGAAAAUUUUAUUGUGCUGUGUUAUUAAUGGUUAAGGAAGUUUCUUUCCUGUGAUCAGUGUAUCAGAAAUUUUUUUAAAUGCUGCUGUGCCUUUAUCAUGAAGUACGUUUAUUUCUCUUGUAAAAGUAGCUUUAAAAUUUCUUUCAACCUAAUUGGUACCCUAAAUUUAUAUCUGGCAUGAUUCCAUUAUAGUAAUAUUAACAUACAUGAAUUCAUCAUAUUUUGAGACAGUAUUCUUUUGCCAUUCAGUAAUUUUGGUUGAUGAUUUUAAAUGAAACAUUUACCACUAUAUUUAAUUUGAGAUUGUUAUUAAAUUCAUGUUCUGCUGCUUUGUUAGGAUUUAUUUUGGAUAUAUCAUUUUAAGAGGAAUUCUGCAUGCAUCUUGUAUCUUAUGCUAUGAUCUUCCAAAUUUUUAUUUCCGUAACUACUGAAUGUGGCUUUGAAUAUUUUUUAAAAGGCUGAACUGUAAGCGUGUUAGCCAACUGGGUCACUAUCUGGGGUCACUGCUGUUCCACGUCAGAAAGCCUUAGUGGUUAUAUGGCUUUCCUUUUAGAUACCCAUCAAGUAACCUUUCUCAAAUUGGAAACCCUUUUACAAAUGUGGACACAUAGAUGACUAGCAUUAUUGGAGUUUAUAGAAUUAGAUUCUUGACUGCCAAUUUUCUUGGUUUCUUAGGCUUGAAUUUUCAUAGACAGUUGCAGCAGUUCAGAUGUCUUUUGAAAGGAAUGUAACUGAAGAUUGAGCAUAUGCCUGUGCUUGGGUCUGUUCUGAAAUAAUAAUGAAGAUUAUCCUGUAGAUUACAUACUUGCCCAUCAAAUAUGACUUAAAAGGUUAAAUGGAAAGAUUGAUAGGUAAGAUAAUUGGUGGGGAAUGGGGCUGGAAGAUGAAUUGUGGGGGAUUAGUGUGUAUUUUAAUUUCUUAAUGCAUAGGUAGAUUUGGGAGUCUUGGGUGUAUUAUGCAGCUGUGAUUUGAGUUGUAUAAUAUGUUAAAUCCUGUUUGUUGAGCUGCCCUCAACUUCUUUAUAAAAUUCAUUCUGAUCUUUUAUUACCGUUGCAUGGUUGGGAAUGUUUAAAACACUGCAGAAGUUUUAGUACACAGUGAUGUAAUGGUUUUUGUAACCAGUUUUCUUCUGUCUGCAUGUAAUUGGAUUUCUCAUACAUUUAUUAGUAAGUUGUCAGUAACAUCAGUUUUCUUUUUGUUCAACUUUCCCAUCUUUGGAAAUGUGAUGUCUACUUGAUAGCUCAACUGUAGCCAACUCUUUUUGUAUUUUUUUAAUAUUUAUCUACUAAGUUAGAAAAGCAGCCUCAUGCAAUACAGUUGAUUGGGGUGGGUGGGUGGGUGUGUGGCUAGCCUCAUUAUCACUAUAUAUGUAAUAUGAUGGUUUUAAGAACUAAUUUUCUAGAGCAAUAAAGUGACUAUAAUGUUAAGUAAACAUAUUCCUGAUUUCUAAUGAUGUCUUUAAAAAUUAAGUCUUGAAUUAUAUCAGGAAAUCUUGGCAGCUGAAGUCAUAUUUAUUUUUAAGUUACGUGUUUUUUUGUUUUCUACAAUUUUUAAAAAUCGAGAUAAUUUUAGAUUUAUAGAACAGUUGCAAAAAUAGAGUUCUUGUAUACCUUUUACUCAGCUUCCCCUUAUAUUAACACUUUACAUAACUAUAUAGCAUUUAUCAGAACUAAGAAAUUAGCCUUGGAACAAUACUAUUAAUUAAAGUAUAGAACUUACUCAGAUUUCACCAUUUUUUCCGUUAAUUUUCUUCUUGUGAGCUGUUUUUACUGAUUGUCUUUUAAUGACCUAUGAGUGUGCCUCUGUUCUGAGUUUUUCCUCUUUAGUUUGGGAAUUAUUGUUGGUCAAAAAGAUUUCCCUAGGGGGAAUAAUUUCAUGUUGGUUUUGAUGAAAAGAAUCUUAAUAUUAAAACUUAAAAAUGUAGAAUACCCUGUGCUUUAAAAGUUGAGGCUUUUUAUCACAUAACAGGAUUAUAUUUCUCAUAUGCUCCUGUUGGACUAUUCUUUAAUGGAAGGUUUGAUUUUUAAAUAAAAAACUCCUCAAUUCAUGAAAAAGUAAAUUUUACAAUUUGAGUGUUACUGGAUGUUUAGUUUGCAUGAGCUUGUACCUAGGAAUCCCAUGAUAUGUGUAUGUACAACCAGCUGAUUGUACAUCUGGAAUUAGUUUAAUAUGUACAUCUAUCAAAUUAAAAUUAAGGAAAUACAGUAGCAGUAUAUGGAAUGAAUGAAGUAGAAGAAAUUAUAGCGUAGCUGAACUUCAUUUUACUUCCAAGUUUAAAAAUGUCAGCAUCCAACAAGUGCUGUAAUGCUAUUCUAGGACUUUUAGAUAUUAAACCCUCUGGGACAGGUGGAAGCCUAAAAUAAAACCUACUUUUAUUAUAACAAGAAUUCUGUAUUCCUUUUGUAUACCUGAUGCCUUGUGAAUAUAAACUCUAUUUAAUAUCAGUCCCAAACUGAAAUUUCUUAAAUAGUAAUUUUGCUCCUGGAAGUAAGCAAGUAAUUUAGAUAUUUAGGAAUUUCCCUUACAGAAAAAUCAAGGCAUGCUGAUAUUAAACCAGAAGUUUUUAUGAAAGACUUAGGAGGUCUCUUUAAUAACUAUGAAUUAUAAAGCUGUUACAAUACCUUUUCUUUCUAAAAAUCAAGAUCAAAAAUUCUGAUUAGGUUUGUAAGUUUAGGACAUGAAUAUCAUUCGAUGUGGAAAGGAAGAUGAGUGUAUAUGUAGUAAGAUAAGUGGAACUGAGAUUGUGUGUGUGUUUUUUUUUUAAAGUUUGAGAUCAGAGUGAAUGAAAUUAAUUUUGAGGGAUUGUGGUUAAAGACUCUUAUCUAAUCCUAAGGAGUUUAUUUUGAUUCAUAUAGUUAUUCUGAAACUCUAACCCCACUCAUGCCUGCCCAGAUCCCCCUAAGAUCUGCUAGCCUCAAAGCUACCACCCAAACUUAGAUCAGUUUUGAUUCUGACUCUAAGGAAACAAACCUCAAGGGAGAAAGUAAUCCCAGUCAGUUACGGAUGUGAUCAGUAGAUGGCACUCUUUCCUCAGGUCAUAGGCCCAGUUGGAAGGUUAAAUGCCACCAAAAGUGCGGAGUCAGCCAUAAAACUAAGGAUCUGAUUUCACCCUUUUUAAUAUGUAAUUACUCAAAAUUCAAUAAAUAUUUAGUGAACAUUUAUGGUGAGUACAUAGUAAUGAAUUGAAACUACAUUACUAUGUAUUGAAUUAUAUUGAAAUCAUAGUAAAAUAUUGAAAUGUUGAAAACCUGGAAGAGUACCCUAUUAAUGUUUACCCUAUUAAUGUUUAAUUAUUAAUGUUCUAGUCAAAUGGUAAUACAGGCCACAGUUUAGGGCAGCAUUAUUCAGAUCAUGGACUCUGUGUUGUUGUUUUUUUCUUUAUAAAAUAUCUAAAUCACCUAAAAAUACAUGAAUUACAAAAUUGUUCUUUGUCCUUAAUUUUCAGGUGUAUAGAAAAAUGGUACUUAAAAUUUUUUCAUGGUCCUUUUGUAGGUACACAAGAUAAAACCAGUUCAACCUCUUAAAAUUUAGACUUCUCAUGGUAAUAAUGUAAAAGCAUAUUGAGAUUUUUGGUUAUUGUAUCAAGAAUAAUAUCUAGACUUGUAAAUUCAGUUUGAGUUGCAGUGACAGCUAGUUUCUCUUUCACACCUCAUUGGAAUUUCUUUACGAUCAGGAGAAUUCUGCAGAGGCUAUAUGAUCAUGUAGUUCAAUAGAUAGUGUGCCAAAGAUGUGUGUUUAUAAAUCCAGGAGUCUUUUCCAGGGUUUGUUUUAAUGAGCAGCCCUCUUCUAAUGUGCAGAAUGGAAAAGUAUUACUGGAUCUGGUAUUAAGGGUAAGAAAGGAACUGCUAAAAGUUUGGAAGGAUUCCUGGUAGUAAUUAUUCUAGGACAUUUGUACCUUCUAAGGUGGUGUUCAGGUGGGUUCUUAGAAGGAACCUGGUUUUCUCUGUGUGUGGUGUGAACUCUCUAGAACACUCUUGUGCAGGGCAAAUAGGAAAACUGCUUUGAGUUUGAGUUGAUGUGACAGGAGAUAAAGUUCAGUAUUUUUUAAAAUCUAAAGCAGAUUCUGUUUCUUAGGAAAGUGAUAAGGAAAAAAUUGGUAGAUACCUUUGCUGGAAUCUAAAAAUUAACUCCUACUAAAGGAGAAGGAAAGUCUCCAGAGUCAUUUCACAUUGUCCUUCAUAGCGUUCUUAAAACUAACUUUUUGAUAUGCUCAAUCCUCUUAAACUAAUUUUUUUUCUUGGUUCAUGACAGUUGAAUUCCAGAUUUUCUUUUGUAACUUUAAAGCAGAACAAUUGCUUUUUGACAUGAAUUUUUGCUUAUAUCAUAAAUAUAUAUUUGUAAGUUGAGACCAAAUGGGCAAAGUCUUGGGCAGGAAACAUUUGUGACGUGUCUAUAUUGGAACAAAUGUAAAAGGGUCACAAAGAUUGGAAAGAGCCAUAAAAAACUGCUUGAUUUAUAAAUGCAUUAGUUCUGGUGCUCCAUAUAAUGGGAUAUAUUGAACUAAAAAAUUUGUAUAUAUAGUAUGUCAGCAUUUCUUAGUAACUUCUCUUGAAUCCAUUUUUAAUAUCUAAUAUUGUACAGGUUGGGGAGUUACACUCUUCAGGCCAAUACUAUCCAGACUGUAUAAAUUUAUAAAAUAAAUUGAAAAAUUCAUCAUUCUCCUAUAUUCAAGACCAACACACAUAAAUGCUAAUGCAGGGCUCAGAGGGGAAAUAUAUUUCUCCUGAAUAUUUGAGAAAAUGUUAAGUCCUUUCAAGAAAAUCUAAUAAACAUAAUAAUCAUAGCCUGCUGACACUAAGGAAAAAGGACCUCAUUCGCUCUUUCUUUUAUGCAGCGAUUUACUGGUCCCUACUGAUUUCCAAAUUGGAUCACUGUAGUAAAUUAUCUAUGCUGGUACCUGUGAAAGUAAGCCCUGGGAUCCAUAUUUGUUUUGUGUUCUGCUUAAAUCAGCAAGAAUGAUAAAUUUGAUGGUGUGAAAUUGAAAGUGUCAAGGGCUUUCUUUGGUGAUUGAACAAAAUGAUGUCUCCACUUUAAUUUAUUGUGACCCUUUUUCACUCUGUGUGCUUUGUAUAUCUAAUAUUUAUUUCAAUACAAAUUAAAUUCUUGUUCCUUCAUCUGUAUUGUUAUAUAUCUAAGAUUUUAUUGAUGUAAAAAUCGAAUUGUGUAAUAAAAAUCUCUCUGGAUUUAAGCAGAUUUGAAAAUGUUAUGUUGCAAAAAAACAUUUACAGUUAGAAUUCAGCUUUCCAUUGUGCUUCCAUUGCCUUAUUGUUAGAAUAAGGUGAAUAUGAACACUUCUGUUGUCCUCAGCCCAUCACAGAUAAUAGAAAUGGUGUAAAUUUGUGGUCUAAGGUGAAACUGAAAAAAAAAAAAAAGUUAUAGUGGAUCUCUGAGCUGUUUGAGUGCUUUACUUCUGUACCAUUUUUUUUUAGUGAGAUUUAUUGCCUAGUGGAUAAGUUAUUUAUAACCCUCAAACUAUUUACAAUAUACAAUAUGCAGUUGAUUUAUUUAUAUAAUAACUAAAUCAACACAGAAUAACAGAGGAAUGUAUUUUCCUUAGGUGUUCAGAAUUGGCAGAUAGUUUCUGUGGCAAUUUUAACAACUUGUACUAAGCAAAAUGCUGUAUAAGUAAGUAGUUUAUGGUUUUUGUUUUGUUUUGUUUUGUUUUUUGGUUGAAUUCUUUGAAUUUGGACCUCUGCAACCGUUAUGACCAAGAGUUCCAUAAGUAACAGGUCAUUUCAUUUAAAUCACCAAA
Molecule: messenger RNA, 6912 nt
Organism: Mustela erminea (ermine)
Lineage: Eukaryota; Metazoa; Chordata; Mammalia; Carnivora; Mustelidae
Gene: TMEM33
Product: transmembrane protein 33
Exons: 8
Coding region: 238-981 (247 amino acids)
Biological process (GO): membrane organization; endoplasmic reticulum tubular network organization
Cellular component (GO): endoplasmic reticulum; membrane
Source: RefSeq, a predicted model, not a curated record